Molecule: messenger RNA, 2537 nt
Organism: Nycticebus coucang (slow loris)
Lineage: Eukaryota; Metazoa; Chordata; Mammalia; Primates; Lorisidae
Gene: AURKB
Product: aurora kinase B
Exons: 11
Coding region: 1493-2404 (303 amino acids)
Biological process (GO): regulation of cytokinesis; mitotic spindle organization; protein phosphorylation
Cellular component (GO): spindle pole centrosome; chromosome passenger complex; spindle midzone
Molecular function (GO): protein kinase activity; ATP binding
Source: RefSeq, a predicted model, not a curated record
GGGACCGCGAUGAAGGUGGAAAAACAAAACAGUUGAAGAUACCAGUUGCGUUGGCCGGGAAUCGAACCCGGGUCAACUGCUUGGAAGGCAGCUAUGCUCACCACUAUACCACCAACGCUGGCGCUUGAGCACCUCUUUCUGGGAGCUGUCAAGGCUAUUAUACUUUGGCUUGAACGUCGCCAGAGAUGGAAUUUGAGUCGAGAAGAAGAAACCAACAAGGCCAAGGUAGAAGUGACGGCUGCGUGCUCACCUGUUAGCCGCACUGGGCUCAGGUCACCUUUACUACGCGCCACUCUCCCUGCGUGAGACUAUAGGGGUCAUAACAAGUUCACAAAUGAAGAAACCAGGAUCCAGAGAAACUGAGUAAGGUUUUCUGAGUCACCAGCAGAGACUGGAUUAAAUCUAAGAUUUGUGGGGCAAAAACUGCAGCGACACCGUGAGGAUUUAUCAUCUCCAGAAACAUAAAAAUCGCUUCUCUGUUGAGUGAGUUCAGUAUGUUUCGAGGUUAAAGAAUUGAGCCGUAAGCCAAAUGCACCUAAACACAAUUUGCCUCUCCUCGUCAUUUAUCUCCUAGAGGAUGACUUCAAUCCCUAUGUGCGUGCGCCCGCGUCUCGCCUUCAUGUGCCUCGUAGGGACUGCACUGGCAAAACCUUAGAGGCGAGGCUUGAGAACAAACCUCUGCCCCUCAUUACUAACGAUGGGUCUGUUCACACCACCCGUCAAACAUGGGAGUAAGGAAGGCCUCGUGGCGCAACGGUAGCGCGUCUGACUCCAGAUCAGAAGGUUGCGUGUUCAAAUCACGUCGGGGUCACUAGGGAUUUCCAUUUUCGGUAUCCGUGUACAGUGACAUUUUUCAAGAAAGAAAGAAAAAAGUUGGACGCUAGCUCAUAAAUAUGUGAUGAAUUCCAGUUACAUUUUUCGACACUAAAGCCAUACUCUGUAAAACAAUUUAAGGAAUUUUGUUCUGAGCCAAAUUUCAGGACCACGACCUGAAGCCACACCCAAGACGCCUUGAACAAGUGGACUUAUACACCUUUGGCUUUCUCGGCUUACGUCACAGGAAAUCUAGCCAAUGAAAAUUGAGCACUAGCAGGACGAUCAGCCAAUGGGGUCAGAGCGGGAGAUUUGAAAGGACUCGGCGAGGGCGUGGCUGAGCCGCUUCAGUCGUUUGGGGGCGGCCGGGACCUUAGCCGUGCCUCCGGUUCCAGCUGUCCUCCCCGUUUCCCUCUAAGGAUGGCUCUGAAAGAGAACGCCUACCCCUGGUCCUACGGCCGGCAGAUGCUCCUGUGGGUGGUUGAGGACCGCUGCAAGCACUUUCUCCCCGGUUAUGCAUCAACGUAUGGGCUCCAAGAUUUUGCUGGCAAAACCCGUGCUGCCAACUUGAUUCUGACCAGCCUGUGGUCACUGGCUGAGGCCGGCGCCAUCUGGCCUGAGCACCCUGCCCCAGCGAGUCCUCAGGAAGGAUCCUGUCACCCCGUCUGCACUUGUGCUUAUGAGUCGCUCCAAUGUCCAGCCCACAGCUGCCCCUGGCCAGAAGGUGAUGGAGAAUAGCAGUGGGACACCCAACUUUUUAAGGAGGUCCUUCACAAUUGAUGACUUUGAGAUUGGACGUCCUCUGGGCAAAGGCAAGUUUGGAAAUGUGUACUUGGCUCGGGAAAAGAAGAGCCAUUUCAUCGUGGCACUCAAGGUCCUCUUCAAGUCUCAAAUAGAGAAGGAGGGUGUGGAGCAUCAACUGCGCCGGGAGAUUGAAAUCCAGGCCCACCUACAGCAUCCCAACAUCCUGCGUCUCUACAACUAUUUUUAUGAUCGGAGGAGGAUCUACUUGAUUCUGGAGUAUGCGCCCAGGGGAGAGCUCUACAAGGAGCUGCAGAAGAGCCAUACUUUUGAUGAGCAGCGAACAGCCACGAUCAUGGAGGAGUUGGCAGAUGCUCUGAUGUACUGUCAUGGGAAAAAGGUGAUUCACAGAGAUAUAAAGCCAGAGAAUCUGCUCUUAGGGCUCAAGGGAGAGCUGAAGAUUGCUGACUUUGGCUGGUCUGUGCAUGCCCCCUCCCUGAGGAGGAAGACAAUGUGUGGCACCCUGGACUACCUGCCCCCAGAGAUGAUUGAGGGGCGCAUGCACAAUGAAAAGGUGGACCUGUGGUGCAUUGGAGUACUCUGCUACGAGCUGCUGGUAGGGAACCCACCCUUCGAGAGCGCAUCACACAACGAGACCUACCGGCGCAUCGUCAAGGUGGACCUGAAGUUCCCCCCUUCUGUGCCUGCAGGAGCUCAGGACCUCAUCUCCAAGCUGCUCAAGCAUAACCCAUCAGAACGGCUGCCCCUGGCCCAGGUCUCAGCCCACCCUUGGGUCCGGGCCCACUCUCGGAGGGUACUGCCUCCCUCUGCCCUUCAGUCUGUCCCGUGAUGGUCCCUGCCUUUCACUAGGUCGUGUCUGUGUUUGUACGUCUAUGUAUGUGUAGGGGGAAGGAUGGGUCCUGGCCUGUCCUUUGCCUGUCUUCUACCUCCUUUUCAUUUAAUAAAAACUGGUGUUUUUUGUA